Molecule: messenger RNA, 2633 nt
Organism: Danio aesculapii
Lineage: Eukaryota; Metazoa; Chordata; Actinopteri; Cypriniformes; Danionidae
Gene: fbxw11a
Product: F-box and WD repeat domain containing 11a
Exons: 14
Coding region: 82-1770 (562 amino acids)
Molecular function (GO): protein dimerization activity
Source: RefSeq, a predicted model, not a curated record
CUGUGUGUUGUUUCGCUCUUCGCUCGGGUUCACCGACGGGUUUCCAUUUUCACGGUUGGAUUCAGCCAGAACAACAAUAAUAUGGAUCCGGACAUGGAGGACAAAACCCUGGAGCUGAUGUGUUCUCUGCCUCGUUCUGUCUGGCUGGGUUGUUCGUCGGUGGCAGAGAGUCUGUGUGCUCUCAGGUGCCUGCAGAGCCUCCCCUCGUCCCGCGCACACAACCAGAACAUGACAGUGAUGGAGUCUCAGAAUAACACAGAUGACGUUUCUCCAAAGAAGACCACAGUUUUCAAGUUAGGGAACGGUUCAGUGGCGGGUUCGAGGAAGAGGCCGUCUCAAGGGAGCUUCGAUAAGGAGAAAGAUCUGUGCAUCCAGCUCUUCGACCAGUGGUCAGAAUCGGACCAGGUGGAGUUUGUGGAGCAUCUGAUCUCACGCAUGUGUCAUUAUCAGCACGGACACAUCAACUCCUACCUGAAGCCCAUGUUACAGAGAGACUUCAUCACCGCGUUGCCAGCUCGGGGUCUGGAUCAUAUCGCAGAGAACAUCCUGUCGUUCCUGGACGCUCGCUCUCUGUGCUCGGCUGAGCUGGUCUGUCGAGAGUGGCAGAGGGUCAUUUCAGACGGGAUGCUCUGGAAGAAGCUCAUCGAGAGGAUGGUGCGAACGGACCCUCUGUGGAAAGGCCUGUCAGAGCGGCAUCAGUGGGAGAAGUAUUUAUUUAAGAACCGAACAAAUGAGGUUCCACCCAAUUCAUACUACCAUUCGCUUUAUCCCAAAAUUAUACAAGACAUUGAGACUAUUGAAGCGAACUGGCGGUGUGGGCGUCACAAUCUCCAGCGGAUCCAGUGCCGCUCAGAGAACAGUAAAGGUGUUUACUGCCUCCAGUACGACGACGACAAGAUUAUCAGCGGCCUACGAGACAACUCCAUCAAAAUCUGGGACAAACAGUCUCUGGAGUGUCUGAAGGUUCUGACGGGUCACACUGGAUCAGUCCUGUGUCUACAGUAUGACGACAGAGUCAUCGUGACGGGAUCCUCAGAUUCUACUGUCAGGGUGUGGGACGUCAGUUCUGGUGAAGUCCUCAACACUCUGAUCCAUCACAAUGAAGCGGUUCUGCACCUGCGCUUCUGUAACGGUCUGAUGGUGACGUGUUCGAAAGAUCGCUCCAUCGCGGUGUGGGACAUGGCGUCUGCCACCGACAUCAGCCUGCGGCGUGUGCUCGUGGGACACCGUGCCGCGGUCAACGUGGUGGACUUCGACGACAAAUACAUUGUGUCGGCGUCUGGAGACAGAACCAUAAAGGUGUGGAGCACCAGCACAUGUGAGUUCGUACGGACACUAAACGGUCAUAAGCGCGGCAUUGCUUGUCUACAGUACAGAGACAGACUUGUGGUCAGUGGGUCUUCAGACAACACCAUCAGACUGUGGGACAUUGAGUGUGGUGCUUGUCUGCGUGUGCUGGAGGGUCAUGAAGAGCUCGUGCGCUGCAUCAGAUUCGACAACAAGAGGAUCGUGAGCGGAGCAUAUGAUGGGAAAAUUAAAGUUUGGGAUUUACAGGCAGCUCUGGAUCCACGGGCCCCCGCCAGCACUUUAUGUUUGCGUACGCUUGUGGAACAUUCUGGCCGUGUGUUCCGUCUGCAGUUUGAUGAGUUCCAGAUCAUUAGCAGUUCCCAUGACGACACAAUCCUUAUAUGGGACUUCCUGAAUGUGUCCACCAAUGGGCAGUCAGAGGGUCGGUCGCCCUCUCGGACAUAUACAUACGUCUCCAGAUAGCAGGUGCCUCUUCAAUGUGCCAGUGUGUCCUUGGAGAGCUGAUUGGCUGUUGGCCACGUCUAUCACAGAAUUGGUGCCUAAUAUGGAUCCGCCUCCUUCUCCGUCUGGCUGUAAAAUUCAACACAAACCUACACAGAUUCAUGCUUUGCCAAACACACAGAGAAACACACACUAACGUUUCAAAACACUCUCACCGAUGGGUUUCAGCACCGUUCUGCUUUAUCUAGAGAAAAACACAAGCACAAACACACACUCACAGUAUCUGUACUCUCACUGCUGCUAAAACAACCCAAAAUCACUGUCGCUCUGCACUACUAAUAUUUGACAUCCACACGAGGAUCACACUGUUAUGGAGAAGUUGAAGGGAUUCUGGGAGUGCCGUUCAGAUGACGGAUCGAUGAAUGAACCGGAAAAGUAUUUCUGUGAGAGAUAAAAGACUCGGACAAUAACAAACUCUCACAGAAAUGAAAGAGAAGAGGGUUAAGCUCGUCUUUUUCCCUCCGCUCGCCGUUUUUUUAGGCUCUUCAGGACCAGAGACACACUUUUUGUUGUUCGGGAGCGCGUGUUCGUCCGGUCCGCAUGCAUGAGGUUCAGCUGCUCUGAUGCCUCUUCAGUUUUUAUGAGUUUGUUUGUUUGUUUUUCUAUUUAAUUUGUCUUUUCCAUCUUUUCCUAACAGUUCUGCUGGGCAUUGUGUGAGUCUCCGUCACUCAAUGUCUGAGUUUUUUUAUUUACUUUUCCUCUUCUUGCCUGCUUGCUCAUCGAGGGCUGAAUCUAUAGCUGUAAACAGAAUUGUCUUGUCAGAUUGUGUUGUAUAUUAAAGAGUUUUUUAAGAAAAGAUAUUGUGAAUAAAGUACUUGACCAUG